Molecule: messenger RNA, 2518 nt
Organism: Rattus norvegicus (Norway rat)
Lineage: Eukaryota; Metazoa; Chordata; Mammalia; Rodentia; Muridae
Gene: Tasp1
Product: taspase 1
Cellular component (GO): cytosol
Molecular function (GO): threonine-type endopeptidase activity; hydrolase activity
Source: RefSeq, a predicted model, not a curated record
CUCGUUCUCACGCUGUCCGCGUCGCCGCUGCCUAGCCUCGGUCUCCGUAUGGUCCCGCAGGCCCGCGUGGCGUCCUCUCCUCACCGCACGGGACGGCGCGUAUGGCGCCGCCUGCCUAGCCGGGCGCAGGGGUCCACGGAUUCCCGGGUCCUGAAUCGCGGUCACGCGUGGGCCCGCCAGUUUCCUUGGCUGUGGAGUUCUCGUAGCGCUUCGCGCGCUGUUCAGUCCCAGGCUACAGGGAACUCCCGCCCCCCAGGGUGACUCCUUUUGCAGUUUCUUUUGCAUGGAAGGAUGCUUUUUUCCUGAUAGAAGAUGAUAAUCUUGGAGAAUGAUCAUGGAGAAGGGGAUGAAUUCUGGAGAAGGACUGCCUUCCAGAUCCUCUCAGGCAUCUGCUGCUAAAAUAACAGUCAAGGAGUUAGAAACACAGCAGCCCUGUAAGGAGAAACGAGGGGGCUUUGUGCUGGUGCAUGCAGGUGCAGGCUAUCAUUCUGAAUCCAAAGCCAAGGAGUAUAAACAUGUAUGCAAACGAGCUUGUCAGAAGGCAAUUGAGAAGCUACAGGCUGGUGCCCUUGCGACAGAUGCAGUGAUGGCUGCUCUGGUGGAACUUGAGCAUCUGUCAGCACUAUAUCCUCUUUUGGAGGCCUACCUAGUCAGCAUUGUUCUUGAUUCUCCUUUUACAAAUGCAGGAGUUGGAUCUAAUCUAAAUCUCUUAGGAGAGAUCGAAUGUGAUGCCAGCAUAAUGGAUGGGAAGUCCUUAAGCUUCGGAGCCGUAGGAGCACUGAGUGGAAUCAAGAAUCCAGUAUCAGUUGCACACAGACUCUUGUGUGAAGGGCAGAAGGGCAAGCUGUCUGCAGGCCGGAUUCCUCCUUGCUUUUUAGUUGGAGAAGGAGCCUACAGAUGGGCAGUGGAUCAUGGGAUACCCUCUUGCCCUCCUAGCACCAUGACCACAAGAUUCAGCUUAGCUGCAUUUAAAAGGAACAAGAGGAAACUAGAGCUGGCAGAAAGGGUGGAAACAGACUUCAUCCAGCUAAAGAGAAGAAGACAAUCAAGUGCAAAGGAAAAUGACUCGGGCGCUUUGGACACAGUGGGUGCUGUGGUUGUCGAUCAUGAAGGGAAUGUUGCUGCUGCUGUCUCCAGUGGAGGCUUGGCCUUGAAACAUCCAGGGAGAGUUGGGCAGGCUGCUCUUUAUGGAUGUGGCUGCUGGGCUGAAAAUACUGGAGCUCAUAACCCCUACUCCACAGCUGUGAGUACCUCAGGAUGUGGAGAGCAUCUUGUGCGCACCAUACUGGCUAGAGAAUGUUCACACGCUUUACAAGCUGAAGACGCUCACCAAGCUCUGUUGGAGACUAUGCAAAACAAGUUUAUCAGUUCACCUUUCCUUGCCAGUGAAGACGGCGUGCUCGGCGGGGUGAUCGUCCUCCGGUCAUGCAGAUGUCCUUCAGAGUCUGACCCCUCCCAAGAUAAACAGACAUUGCUCGUGGAAUUUCUGUGGAGCCACAGUACAGAGAGCAUGUGCGUGGGCUAUAUGUCAGCCCAGGAUGGCAAAGCCAAGACUCACAUUUCCAGACUCCCUCCUGGUGCUGUGGCAGGACAGUCUGUUGCAAUCGAAGGUGGGGUUUGCCGCCUGGAGAGCCCUGUGAACUGACUCCAGGCUGACUACGAAGUGUCUGCGAGGCAUUUCAGAACCUGAGCUUUGGCUGUUCAGUUGAAGUUGGAUGUUUUAUCUUCCUUGUUUUGUAAUUCUUAUUGCAACCUCGGGCACUGCUUGGGACACUUAAGUGCUGCUAUACUUAGUGCUGGUUGACACUCGAGUCUUAGGCGGAUGAGCGGAGCAUGUGUGAGUGUGUGUCCGUGUGCAGUGUGUGUGCUUGCUUCUCCCUGAUGGGAUAAGAUCUCCUCAAGUGUAACCUAUGAACGAGAAUGAUUAACUCUUUACAAAAUGUGUGCUUUAACUGUUUACAAGUAAACCUAAAGUUGUAGAAAACUUUUAUUUCAUAAAGAGGUACCAACUAUGGUUGAUACAAUGUGUCUGAACUGAAGAGUGAAUCUGCUUGUUAAAAUGACUUGACUUUGAUUGUAGCCCAUUUAAUCACAGGAAUCAAUAAUCUGGUGUCAGUUUAAGUGGAUGGUGUGGUAACUUAAAUGGUUGUUCUCACCCCUCACACAGGGCAAUUUUCUUGAACACAGAGUGGUUUCAGUGAAACCAUUCUAGCAGAGAAUUAAAGUCAGAACCUUUUAAAGUAAUGGUCUUAUUGAUAAAGUUUGUGCUUCUUUCCUGAGCUAUUUGAAGCUUAAGUAUCGCAUAGCUUCGCGCCGUGUGUAGUAUAUUAUGAGAGAAUAUGUAAAGAGAGUGUUCAGUAACACACAGUUUUAAUUUGUGUAUAAUGGAAUGUUAUUUACAAUGUAACACUGUAAAUAAGAAAGCAAAGUUUAUGGGAAAAUUCAAUAUUAUCUUUGUUUCUUGUUUAAAUAUAUUUUUAAGAUAAAGGUACAAAAAUAAAAGAAGCAUAUUACUGGG